Molecule: messenger RNA, 1876 nt
Organism: Branchiostoma floridae (Florida lancelet)
Lineage: Eukaryota; Metazoa; Chordata; Leptocardii; Amphioxiformes; Branchiostomatidae
Product: putative glycerol kinase 5
Exons: 18
Coding region: 116-1876 (586 amino acids)
Biological process (GO): triglyceride metabolic process; glycerol-3-phosphate biosynthetic process; glycerol metabolic process
Cellular component (GO): mitochondrion
Molecular function (GO): glycerol kinase activity
Source: RefSeq, a predicted model, not a curated record
AAAGAGCCAAAGUUUAGCAACAUGUACUUUGGUUUGGUCCCGUGGCAAUGAUCAUGAUGAUUUGGUGCUAAAAGUCUUACAUUAAACAUCUGAUUGCUUGUAAAACAUCUCUAAAAUGUCCGAUGAUGCAAAGAAUUCUUCCCAGGAUGAUGCCAACAUUUUAGGCAAUUCUUCAGCCACCGAGCAGCCGCCAAACGGUCCUCGGGAGCAGGUGCCGGACAGCCCGAAGCAUCAGGCAGGGCAGAACGGUCCGCGGGACCAGUACGUAGUGGCGGUGGACGUGGGCACCACGACGUUACGAUGUCAUGUGUACGACAAGCUGGCCAACGUCAAGGGUUCAAGCAGCAAGAAGGUCCACUUGCUGCACCCUAAGCCUGGCUGGGUGGAGAUGGACCCAGAAGUCCUGUGGACAGAUUUUGUAGAUGUUGUGAACGAGGCCAUCCGAGCCGCGGGUCUGACAGCUGACCAGGUGGCAGGGAUGGGGAUCUCCACACAGAGGUCCACCUUCACCAUGUGGGACAGAGAGACGGGAAAACUGUACCAUAAUUUCCUGACAUGGCAGGACUUGAGAGGUGCAGAACUAGUGGACUUGUGGAAUAACUCUUUCACAAUGAAGGCACUUCAUGGUGGUGGAGGCUUGCUGUACUACAUGUCCAGAAGUAAACGGUUUUUGGCAGCUAAUCUCCUGAAGUUCCUUCCCCAGCAGAUAACCAUGAAAGUCAUGUGGAUGCUGCAAAAUAACCUCACAUUGAGGAGACGUGCCUUUAACGGACUGGUUUCGUUUGGAACUAUCGACACCUAUCUGCUAUGGAAACUCACAGGAGGCCAGGUCUAUGCUACUGACUACUCUUGUGCCAGUUCAACUGGACUCUAUGAUCCAUACAUAAAACAGUGGAACAAAUUCUUUACCAACUUGUUGAGCAUACCUAUCUCAAUCUUUCCUCCAGUGGAGGACACCAGUAAGAUCCACGGAGUCUGUGAAACUAAGUUGUUUGGUGCUCCCAUACCCAUCGCUAGUUUGGUUGCAGACCAACAGGCGGCCAUGUUUGGUGAGUGCUGCUUUGAUCCAGGAGAUGUGAAGUGCACCAUGGGAACGGGGACCUUUAUGGACAUCAAUGUUGGCAGUAACCCCCAUACCUCCAUGGCAGGUCUGUACCCGUUGAUUGGGUGGAAGAUAGGAGAUGAGAUUGUCUAUCUCGCAGAGGGGAAUGCCAGUGACACAGGAAAUGCCAUCGACUGGGCCAGGUCUAUUGGUCUCUUUGAUGACUAUACUGAAACAGUUGAGAUUGUGGAGUCCGUAGAGGAUUCCAAUGGGGUACAUUUUGUUCCUGCCUUCAAUGGCCUUCAGGCUCCAGUGAACGACCCCCGAGCCUGCUCCCUGUUUCUGGGCCUGUCUGCCACCACCACCAAGGCUCACAUGCUCAGGGCUCUGUUGGAGUCUCUUGUCUUCAGAAAUAAGCAACUUUAUGAAACAAUGCUGAACGAAACCAAAAUACCAAUUACAUACAUCAGAGCUGAUGGUGGGGUCUCCAACAACAGUUUUGUGAUGCAGCUGACCGCCGACCUCUUGAACCGGACGAUCACCAGGCCCAAACACGUAGACAUGUCCAGUCUGGGGGCCGCCUUUCUAGCAGGACUUGCUGUUGGCUUUUGGAAGGAUAAGGAAGAAUUCAGAAGGCUCAAAGAUGGGAUGACCAACCAUGUCCAGAUAGGGAUGUGGACAAGUAAAGAAGAACUGAAGGAUCUACAGUCUUCAGAGAAGGUCUUCCACCCCCGUCCUGUGUCUGAGGGUGUGUGGGAGAAGUACCGGCCUGUCGUGGAGCAGUGGGAAAAGGCAGUCAAGAGAUCCCUGUACUGGUAUCCAGCAAAGAACUAA